Messenger RNA from Drosophila biarmipes, 1395 nucleotides. RefSeq names its product ADP,ATP carrier protein (gene Ant2). Gene Ontology annotation, molecular function: ATP:ADP antiporter activity. NCBI's taxonomy places the organism in Eukaryota, Metazoa, Arthropoda, Insecta, Diptera, Drosophilidae. The transcript has 3 exons. The record is from RefSeq and is a predicted model, not a curated record. Gene Ontology annotation, cellular component: mitochondrial inner membrane. The coding region runs from base 165 to 1088 and encodes 307 amino acids. Gene Ontology annotation, biological process: mitochondrial ADP transmembrane transport; mitochondrial ATP transmembrane transport.
CCUCCCGAACGGGCUCAGAACUUUGAUAGCCCAUAUCAGUUCAGGUCUCGUUCGUUGUUGAAUCAAAAUUAUCAGUUGCAAAAAGUGAAAUCGGUUUUUAUUCUUUUUACCAAACGUUGAUGCCAAUCGGAAUCGUUUUAACAUCAAGCGAACAAUAAUCCAACAUGGGCGAUGAAGGCGGUGGCGGCGGACAUGGCAAGGGCGACCUCAAGUCCUUCCUCAUGGACUUCAUGAUGGGCGGCGUUUCGGCGGCGAUUGCCAAGACGGCGGUGGCGCCCAUCGAGCGGGUGAAGCUCAUCCUGCAGGUGCAGGAGGUGUCCAAGCAGAUCGCGGCCGACCAGCGGUACAAGGGCAUCGUCGACUGCUUCGUGCGCAUUCCCAAGGAGCAGGGCUUCUCGUCCUUCUGGCGCGGCAACCUGGCCAACGUGAUACGCUACUUCCCCACGCAGGCCCUCAACUUUGCCUUCAAGGAUGUGUACAAAUCGGUCUUCCUUGGAGGCGUGGACAAGCACAAGCAGUUCUGGCGCCACUUUGCAGGCAACUUGGCCUCCGGCGGUGCAGCAGGCGCCACAUCCCUGUGCUUCGUUUAUCCCCUUGACUUUGCCCGAACCCGCUUGGCCGCCGACGUGGGCAAGGGCGGCAGUCGGGAGUUCAACGGCCUGAUCGACUGCCUGAUGAAGGUGAUAAAGAGUGACGGCCCCAUUGGCCUGUACCGCGGCUUCAUCGUCUCGGUGCAGGGCAUCAUCAUCUACCGCGCAGCCUACUUUGGGUUCUACGACACGUGCCGCGACUUCCUGCCGAACCCCAAGAGCACUCCCUUCUACGUGAGCUGGGCCAUCGCCCAGGUGGUCACCACCGUGGCCGGCAUUGCCUCGUAUCCCUUCGACACGGUGCGCCGUCGCAUGAUGAUGCAGUCAGGCCUGAAGAAGUCGGAGAUGAUCUACAAGAACACGGCCCACUGCUGGGUGGUGAUUGCCAAGCAGGAGGGCGCCGGCGCCUUCUUCAAGGGCGCCCUCUCGAACAUCAUCCGCGGCACGGGCGGCGCCCUGGUUCUCGCGAUCUACGACGAGAUGAAGAAGUACUUUUAGCCCCGAUGUCCGGCCGUUUGUGGUGAGCCCAUUCGGCCACCACCGCAUAGCAGCACCACCCCACCAAAUAGCACACCGCGAUGGCGCCGGCGCACCUGCUCACCAUCCCACCGUCAGCUCACCGAUUUCAUCCCUUCAUGGAGGAGGACGACUUGGACCCCAGGGGCCCCAGUAGAUAGGGGGGCCUCAGCAAAAUUGAACGAUUUGAUCGGUGGCAGGAUGGCUGGAUGGCCGGGAGGCUGCCCCUCAUCUCAGUAGUGUUCUUCGGCAGUGGUUGAGAAAAUACAAAUAAUUUAUUCAACUUAAA